Trachymyrmex septentrionalis is the source of this 1467-nucleotide messenger RNA. RefSeq names its product deoxyribose-phosphate aldolase (gene Dera). The transcript is spliced from 5 exons. Gene Ontology annotation, molecular function: deoxyribose-phosphate aldolase activity. The coding region runs from base 382 to 1467 and encodes 361 amino acids. The record is from RefSeq and is a predicted model, not a curated record. NCBI's taxonomy places the organism in Eukaryota, Metazoa, Arthropoda, Insecta, Hymenoptera, Formicidae. Gene Ontology annotation, cellular component: cytoplasm. Gene Ontology annotation, biological process: carbohydrate catabolic process; deoxyribonucleotide catabolic process.
AAAAUAAACUCUUUGAAAAUAUAUAAAUACAAGAAAUAUGUUUGAAACGGUUGUUAUCUCUAGUCCUAAAUGCGAACAAAUUUGUGUAUGUAUCAUGUGUUAUGAGUGCCUAUAGUUCUGUAUUAUUCUAUAUCUCUGCGUAUCGUGCCUAUCAUGCUUAUCACUUGUAACAGUGGAGAAUACGUAAUUGCACAUCUUAUUUCAAACGAAAACGCAAAUCAACAGAACAUUGGCCAUAUCAGACUAAGAAAGGUCUGGGACAGCCGAUAAAACGAAGAAAAGAAAACAGAUCAACAGGGACAUUGUUGGAUGUACGAUAAUCACAGUCUGUCAGUUUGAUACAGUUUUCAUAUAAGUUUAUCCAAGUUUUCUCCCGAAGUCAUGGAUUGUCGUUCCCCAAAGUUCAAGGCGAGCGACGAAAUUCAAGUCUGGUUAACAAGCUUGGAGGCGUAUAUUAAUGAACCAGCAGUAAACAAAUGUGUUCGACAAAUAUCUUAUUUAGCAACCACAAUAACAGAGGACAAUAAAAUUGCUUGGUUACUAAAGGCAAUAAGUUUCCUUGAUUUAACUAGUUUGAAUAACGAUGAUACAAAGAGCACCGUAGAACAAUUGUGUGAAAAUGCUGCAAACCCUAUAAAGAAGCUUCCAUUUCAAUGGAAUAAACCACUUCAUACUGCUGCUGUUUGUGUUUAUCCAUCCAAAAUAAAAGAUGCAAUAAAUUCCUUAAAGAAAUUGAAGAAAAUGCAUGUAAUUAAGGUCGCUAGUGUGGCAGCAGGAUUUCCUUCUGGACUAUUCCCAUUGGAGACUCGAUUGCAGGAAGUGAGCUACGCAAUAGAGUAUGGAGCAGAUGAAAUAGAUGUUGUGAUUGAUCGAUCGUUAGUUUUAAAUCAUCAAUGGAUGAUAUUGUUUCAAGAAUUGUUUUCUAUUUGUACACUUUUACCUAAGACUAAGGAAAGGACGGUAAAUUUAAAAGUUAUAAUAUCAUCAGGAGAAUUGUUUAAUUUGAAAGAUGUCUAUAAGGCAACCAUGGUAGCUCUAUUUGCCGGCGCUGAUUUCGUCAAGACAUCUACAGGGAAAGAUUCAGUUAAUGCGACUUUGCAAGCGGGAAUUGUUAUGUGUAGAGCGAUAAAAGAGUUUGAAAGACUGGCCGGAAGAAAGACUGGCUUUAAACCUGCCGGAGGAAUUAAGACUGCGCAAGACGCUUUAGAAUGGAUGGUCUUGGUUAAAGAAGAAUUGGGGAAUGAUUGGUUGACAAGCAAUCUUUUCAGAAUCGGUGCAUCAAGUUUAUUGCAAGAUAUUAGUACUGAAAUUAUCAAAACAUAUGAAAACAAGUCAAUUCAACGACCACUGGAAGAUUCUGAAAACGAAAUAUCUGAAAGAGAAAAUAAUGCUGAUGAAGAUAGUAAAGAUAACAACGAUGAAAAAGAUAAUAAAGAUAAAGGAGAUGAAGAAAAUAAUAAGAUAUAG